This is a messenger RNA of Hymenoscyphus albidus, 1160 nucleotides long. The record is from the annotation of a GenBank genome assembly. NCBI's taxonomy places the organism in Eukaryota, Fungi, Ascomycota, Leotiomycetes, Helotiales, Helotiaceae.
AUGAAGUACUCUGUUACAAUCCUCGUAACUUCGGCUGCCAUUGUCAGUGCUCAAGGUCUUACAUAGUGAGUUCUGACAUUACCUCCAUCAUGAUACGAUCAACUGACAAGCACGUAGCACUGGGGAGACCGGGGCAUUCUCUUGUGGUAACAAGCCUGAUGGGCAAUUCUGCGGUCUCGAAGGGUCCCUCAACACCAAUGUUAUCUUCACUUGCACGAAUGGUCAGCCUUCGCCGAAGAACUGCAAUGCCAUCCUUCAAAACGAAUUCCCAACCGGUAUCAAAUUUUCUCCUUGCUUCGAGACAAGCCCGGAUGCCGGUGAUGCUGCAUGCUCCAAGAACUGCUUAGUUCAUGGAGAGAAUGGCAGCAUAGCAACAAUCCCUGAUUCAGCAAACUGUGUUCCGGUUCCAAUGCCUAGAAUUGCAGUACCAAUCAGCUCAACGAGUUCCCCCAGCUCAUCAGCCCCCUCUUCCUCUUCAAGCGGUGCUCUCUCCUCUUCAAGCGGUGCUCCCUCCUCUUCAAGUGGCACCCCCUCUUCUUCUUCGGGCAGCUCGUCCCAGAGUGGAUCAUCAACCUCGUCCGGUUCUUCCUCAGCUCUAUCGUCGUCAGCUAUGCCAUCGUCAAGCUCUAUGGUCACGAGUACAGCUAGUUCAAGUAUCGCUUCGUCUUCAAUUUCCAACUCAACUGUCACUUCCUCCAGUUCUAUGCGUCCAUCCAUGGCCAGCAAUUCCACAAUCUUGACUUCUGCCCCUGGAUCUGCCACUGCUACAGCGUAAGCUACCCAGUAUCCAUCCUAGCCUCUUGAAAGUUUCUAACAAAUCUCACAGCCCUGUUGCUCCCACUGGCCCAGCGAACAGAAACAACACAGGCGGAAAUGGGAACAAUGGUACCAACGGAAAUAAUGGCGAUAAUGGAAAUAAUGGCAAUAACGGCAACAAUGGAAACAACGGAAGCAAUGGAAACAACGGCAACAAUGGAGCAAACGGGGCAAACGGGGCCAAUGGCCAAAAUGGGGCAAAUGGCAACAACGGCGGAAACGGAGGCAACAAGCCUACAUCCCCUUCCACACCUCCAGCGGUCGAGUUCACCGGCCACGCUGUCACAAAAGCCGCCUCCACGGCUCUUGCAGCACUCGGUCUCUUCAUCGCAUAUUUCCUAUAA